AUGGUUGAACGGAUGCAUGUUGAACGUCUCCGUAUCAAACUUAGUUUCGAAGGAUUGUUCUAUGUUGAUAAUCCAGGUCUAAGUGGUGGUUUAGCGUUAUUGUGGAGGAAGAAUAAUAACGCAAGUCUUUUGAGCUUCUCCAAAAAUCAUAUAGAUGUGGAGAUUCGUGUUAGUGGUAAAAUGUGGCGUAUGACGUGCUUUUAUGGUUUCCCGCAGCGAGAAAAGGGGAGGGAAUCAUGGGAGCUGCUAAGGACUCUAGGUGGUAGAUCUUUGCUACCUUGGGUUGUGAUAAGGGACUUUAAUGACUUACUCUAUCAGUAUGAGAAGAAGGGAAGGAAUCCACAUCUGGAUAGUCUCCUACGCGGUUUUGGGGAGGUUGUGGAUGGUUGUGGUUUAGUACAAAUGGCUAUGAGGGGUCAUCCUUUUACCUGGGAAAAGAGCAAGGGCACUUAUAACUGGAUUGAGGAGAGGCUGGAUAAGGUGCUAGCAACGGCAUCAUGGGGAGAGGUAAAUGGCCAUGCAGAUGUGGAAAAUAUACGGACUCGCACUUCUGACCACUCAGCUCUCUUUCUUUGUAUCAAUGCUCCAUGCACGCGAGGUGGGAGGGGCCCGAGGGGGUUUAAGUUUGAGAUGGCCUGGCUUCUGGAUGAAGGAUGUAGGGAUGUGGUUGAAACAACUUGGAAUGAGGGGAGAGCUGAGGGGUUGUUGAAUUGUCAACAACAAUGUGGAAACAGUUUCAUGCGGUGGGGUGGGGAGUAUUUCCAGAAAUUUGGGGAUCGUAUAAAGCAAUUACGGAGAAAAUAUGAUGAUAUUAGACACAGACGGGAUCCGGAGGCAAUUGCCGAAUUCCACGGUUUGGAGAAUCAAUUGCCCCAGCUAGAGGCACAGGAGGAUAUUUUCUGGAGGCAGCGAGCGAAGCAGCACUGGCUGCAUGGAGCUGAUGCGAACACAAAGUUCUAUCACAUGUAUGCUUCUGCUCGUAAGAAAAAAAAAAUUAUUGAUAGAUUGAAAACUGAUGAUGGGGUGUGGGUGGAAGGGGAGAAUAUGAGCUCUAUUAUUGUGGAUUAUUUUAAAGGGAUUUUUGCUACUGUUGGAACGGAUGUGUCUGAUUUUGUAAUUAAUUCUCUUAACUCCUACGUGCUUCCUGAUGGCUUGAAUGAUAUGAAUAUUGUGCUUAUCCCAAAAAAAAGUGUGUCUGAGAUUGUAGCAGACAAGAGACCGAUUGCUUUGAGUAAUGUUUUAUACAGAAUUAUGGCUAAAAUGAUAUCUAACAGAAUGAAGCCACUUAUGGGAGACUUAAUCUCGGAAUCCCAAAGUGCUUUUAUUCCUGGAAGAUUAAUCACGGAUAAUAUUUUGGUGGCAUCGGAAAUAGGGCAUUAUUUGAAUAGAAAGCAGUGUGGUUUAAUGGGAUGGGAAGCUCUUAAAUUGGAUAUGGCGAAAGCCUAUGACAGAAUGGAAUGGAGUUUUAUGAGGAGAAUGCUGGAAGUAAUGGGAAGGCUUGUAUAUGUUAUUACAGAGAGCUCAGAUGACAUGCAUGAUACAUGGAUGCAGAGUGGCCAGGGGAGCCCCCCAAUCUCGCAUAUGUUCUUUGUGGAUGACGGUCUAUUAUUUUUCAAAGCAAAUAUUCAGGAAGCCAGUGUGAUUAAACAGUGUUUGAUAAGCGCUAUUUUAGGGAGCUUGACAGACACCCUGCAAUCUGUAAUUUCCUCUGCAUCAUCUGCCCGUGAUGCUUGGAAUCGUCUCUCUACCAGCUACGCCGCAUCCUCUCGUUGUCGCAUAGUCUCCCUAAAAGCCAGACUAACAAAAUAUCCAAAGGGUAACCGAUCAAUUAAGACUUAUAUGCGAGAGAUGCGAGCCAUCGCUGAUGAUUUAGCUCUUGCCCAGAGCCCUAUCAGUGAAGAAUACCACAUAUUCACACAACUUGGUGACGAGUUCAAUUCCAUUGUAGCUGCUCUCCGCGUGCGCACUGAAGUUAUUUCAUAUGGAGAAUUACCGGAUGUAUUUACAGAUUAUGAAAGAUUACUGAAGGACAAUGAAGCUGCCACCUAA
Messenger RNA from Ipomoea nil (Japanese morning glory), 2049 nucleotides. RefSeq lists its product as uncharacterized. NCBI's taxonomy places the organism in Eukaryota, Viridiplantae, Streptophyta, Magnoliopsida, Solanales, Convolvulaceae. The transcript has 4 exons. The coding region runs from base 1 to 2049 and encodes 682 amino acids. The record is from RefSeq and is a predicted model, not a curated record.